Penicillium griseofulvum is the source of this 495-nucleotide messenger RNA. RefSeq lists its product as uncharacterized. Bases 1 to 495 code for a protein of 164 amino acids. The transcript has 4 exons. NCBI's taxonomy places the organism in Eukaryota, Fungi, Ascomycota, Eurotiomycetes, Eurotiales, Aspergillaceae. The record is from RefSeq and is a predicted model, not a curated record.
AUGGAUUCCUCGGAAUAUCUUCGACUCCUCGCGAGGCUCGACAGUCGGGCAGUCCGGGCAGAACGAGCCCAGACCAAACUUGAACAAGAACUGAGCGCCUCCAGGGCUGCCGAGAAGCAAGCGACAGAGGAGGUGGGCCAUGUGUCCAGAUUAGCGGAUAUCUUCUUUGAGCUCAGUCAAAUUCUGGGGGGCGUGGUAGAUCAUUGGCUGAAGGAGCGCGGAACCAAAGAACCCGGCCAAGAGCCGGAGUCAACAAAGAUUUUCCGUCGUGCUCAGAAGCUGACGCGUGAGCUUCAACAUGUUCUGGAAGACGAUCCUUCCAAGUAUACCAUCACAGAUUCGCUACCCCAAACUCAAUCUGCCGCCAGACUGGAAGCUGCAUUCGAAUGGGACCGCAUUCGACGAUCGGCAGCUCCAUCGCCAGAGUUAAUUUCCAAGGAAUUCCAGAAGCAGAAGAUGCAACCAGACAGCUCUGAGCUCGCAGAGGGCUAUUAA